GUUGAGACUAUAAUCCCUUUAGAUGCUAGUUGUGAAGACAUUGAGGUUGAUAAGGAACUUUCAUUUCUCAAUGGCUACAUCCAACAAGCUAUCGAAAGUGGAGCGCAGCCUUAUAUUUCUGAGAGAGAACGCUUGGGGAUGUUUGAAACAACCGAUUACCAUCCCCAAGAUCAUCAUGAAGUUCCAUCUCAUACUCUUCGAUUCGAAGCCUAUGAACUUCCAAAGCCAUCAGUGCCACCACAAGCUUCGACCGAGCUUGUUCCAGUACCUGAGCCUUAUUACAGCGAGUCACACCAGCCAAUUUCAACAUCUUUGGUGUCUGAACGAGAGUCAUCAGAGAUCAAGCUGCGACUCGAUGGAGUUAAGCAAAAAUGGGGUAGACCGAGCUAUCAAUCAACCACAGCAGCUUCUUCCACUACUCAGCAAGCAGCAAAUGGUACCACUUCACACUCGGAUGGAGGAGUUGGUUCAUCUAGCUCAAAGCCUCGAAGCAGUUACGAACCAAAGAAACCAGAAAUCGAUCCCGAGAAACAGAGACUCGCUGCAUCCUUGUUUGGUGGAUCAUCAUCGUCAAGAGCUGAUAAAAAGUCUUCUGGUGGUCACAAGCCCACAAAAGGAACAGUUAACAAACCGGCAACUGUCCCCAAGGAAAAUCCAACCCCUGUUCAACCGCCACCAGACUUACUCGACUUAGGCGAGCCAACGGCUACAACUGUUUCAGCAAUGGAUCCUUUUAAAGAGUUGGAAGGGCUUAUGGAUUCUUCGAGCCAAGAUGGGGGUUCGAACGAUGUGAUGGGACUAUACUCGGAUGCAGCACCUGUGACCACAACCACAAGUGUCGACUCUCUCUUAUCCGAACUGUCUGAUAGCUCCAAAGGAAACUCACGCACGUAUCAAUCUCAAACCUCAAAAGGACCAAACACGAAGGAAGCUCUCGAGAAAGAUGCUCUUGUUAGACAAAUGGGUGUAAACCCAACAAGUCAGAACCCUACACUAUUCAAAGAUCUCCUUGGCUAGACGAACCAACCGUCCAUUCAUUAGCUCACCACCAUCAUCAUCAUCAUCAUCCCAUAUUUGGUAAUAUGUUGUGGGUUUUGGGGAUUACUAUGUUUCCAAUUCAAGAACAGCUUUUUGUUGUACCUAAGUUUCUUAUCGAUAGGAACUUAUAGUUUACAAAACACAGAAAGGUAAGUCACGCAUCGAGAUUUUUCAUUUUUUUUUUUUUGGUUUCUCGUUUAAUUUUGGAGUCAUCAUCAGGUAAUGGUUUUGAAUUCGUCUUGUUGUGUCUAUAGAACAUUUGUAUCAUCUUUUAUUUCUUAGAGGUAUUUAAUUUUUCUGUCAAAGAGUUCAUCCCUGUUGGGGACUA
This is a messenger RNA of Camelina sativa (false flax), 1366 nucleotides long. NCBI's taxonomy places the organism in Eukaryota, Viridiplantae, Streptophyta, Magnoliopsida, Brassicales, Brassicaceae. The record is from RefSeq and is a predicted model, not a curated record.